AUGAUUCUGAACAAGGCGAAAGAAGAGCUGCGCCGGUCGCCGCCGCCCCAGCACGACCAUGAGCUCUCGUACGCCCAGCGUAGGAUGAGCACGAAGGAGAGCCUCCCGCUCAUCUCGCCGGCGCCGACGGCCCGCGCCAUGGGCUCGGAGCUCGCGACCAACGUCUCGUGCUGGCUCACCGAGUCGUACAUCAACACGCUCCUGCUCUUCGUGCCCUUUGGCGUCUGGUCGUACUACGCCAACUGGAACGCAGCGUGGGUCUUCACCUUCAACUUCCUCGCCAUGAUCCCGCUCGCGCGCACGAUCGGCGAUGCCACCGAGGCCGUCGCCUACCACGCCGGCGACACGAUCGGCGGUCUCGUGAACGCGACCUUUGGCAACGCCGUCGAGGUCAUCAUCGCCAUCUUUGCGCUGCGCGAAGGCCAAAUCGCCGUCGUGCAGUCGUCGCUGCUGGGCUCGAUCUUGUCCAACCUCUUGCUCGUGCUGGGCUGCUGCUUCAUCGCCGGUGGCACCGCUGUGAAAGAGAGCAAGUUCAACGAUACGUCGGCGUCGGCCAACUCGUCGCUGCUCAUGGUCUCCUGCUUUGCAAUGCUCGUGCCGUCGUACUACCAGUUUACGAGCUACACGGACACGACGUACUCGACCGAGCAGACCGUGCUGCACCUCUCGCACAUCUCGGCCGUCUUCCUGCUCCUCAUGUACCUGCAGCUGCUCUACUUCCAGCUCAGCACGCACGCCCAUUUGUUCAACGCCGCCGAGGCCAUGGACGCCGACGAAGACGAAGAAGAGCCCAUGUCGAUGCGCUCGGGCCUCCUCGUGCUGGCCGUCGCGACGGUCGGUGUCUCGAUCCUCUCGCAGUUCCUCGUCGACUCGAUCGACGGCUUCGUGUCCUCGACGCAGAUCAGCAAGUCCUUCGUUGGCAUCAUCAUCCUCCCGAUCGUCGGGAACGCCGUCGAGCACAUCACGGCCGUCCGCGUCGCGCUCAAAGACCGCAUGGAGCUGGCCAUGGGCGUGGCUGUCGGGUCGGCGACGCAGAUCUCGCUCUUCGUCGUGCCCGUCACGGUCCUCGCCGGCUGGAUUCUCAACCAGCCCAUGACGCUCGCCUUCCCGACGUUCGAAGCCGUCACGUACGUCACGUCGAUCGUCAUUGUGUACGCGAUCGUCGCCGACGGCCGCUCCAACUGGCUCGAAGGGUCGAUGCUCCUCACCAUGUAUGCGCUCAUUGCCGUCGCGCUCUUGUGGAUCCACGUCUAGAUGGCUCAACCACGUUUAGACGUAUUCUUAAUAAUACCGUAGGAAAGAUAGUUCCAGUAGUCGA
Molecule: messenger RNA, 1318 nt
Organism: Saprolegnia parasitica CBS 223.65
Lineage: Eukaryota; Oomycota; Saprolegniomycetes; Saprolegniales; Saprolegniaceae
Product: calcium/proton exchanger
Exons: 1
Coding region: 1-1254 (417 amino acids)
Biological process (GO): intracellular calcium ion homeostasis; calcium ion transmembrane transport
Cellular component (GO): membrane
Molecular function (GO): calcium:proton antiporter activity
Source: RefSeq, a predicted model, not a curated record